AUGGCCGAGGAGAAGUCAACCAAGAACUCGCUUGCUGCUCUUCGAGAGAGCGCCAUAGAGGUCGUCAAGGGACUAGCAGAUACCUUUGAAGACGGACUAGACACUUUUGCCGUUCGCAAUGCGAUCCUACCCAGCCGGGAGGAGCGGCCGUCCAGGUUUAUAGGAGCCAUUGACCAAGGCACUACCAGUACUCGGUUCAUCAUAUUUGACCUGCAGGGAAGCAUUGCUGCCUCCCAUCAGACAGAGCUUGGACGGGUACAUGACCAGCCUGGGUGGCAUGAACAAGAUCCAGCAGAGAUUGUUUCCUCUGCGCAAAAGUGCAUCGAGCAGGCAACGAAGACGUUUAUCAAUAGUGGUCACGAUAUCAGUGAGAUUGAAGUUCUUGGAGUUACCAACCAACGAGAAACCACUGUCGUUUGGGACUGGGAGACCGGUAAGCCGCUAUACAAUGCUAUAGCCUGGCCAGAUACUCGUACCAAGUCCAUAGUCAGAGAGUUCAAGGAGAAAGGGGCCGAUCAGCUGCAGGAAAUAUGUGGUCUGCCCAUAUCAACAUACUCUUCGUCUGCCAAGUUGGUCUGGUUACUCCGAAAUGUACCAGAGGUGAAGACGGCUUAUGAUGCUGGUAACCUGGCAUUCGGUACUGUCGACACUUGGCUGUUGUAUAAUCUCAAUGGUGGCAAGGAGAAAAAUGUAUUCGUAACUGAUGUAUCGAAUGCGUCGCGGACCAUGUUCACUAACCUACAUACCCUCAAAUACGAUGACAAGCUACUCAACUUUUUCGGCCUAGAUCAGUCAAAAUUGAGACUACCAAAAAUAGUUCCAUCUGCAGAUCCCACGGCGUUUGGACAGCUGGCCACCGGAGUUCUCAAAGGCGUUCGAAUCAUGAGUUGUCUUGGUGACCAGUCUGCUGCAUUGGUAGGUCAUGAAGCUUUUGAGCCUGGCAUGGCUAAAAAUACUUACGGAACCGGUUGCUUUUUGCUUUACAACGUUGGUGAAAAGCCAGUUAUCUCCUCUCAUGGGCUUCUCGCAACCGUGGGAUAUCAGUUGGGCGCGAACUCAAAGCCGGUAUAUGCCUUGGAAGGUAGCAUAGCCGUUGCCGGUAGCGGCGUCAACUUUCUUAUGAAUAACUUGGGCUUCUUCCGAGAUGCCAGGAGGGUCGAUGACGAGGCUUCCAGUGUACAAGAUAAUGGUGGCUGCGUCUUCGUUACUGCAUUCAGCGGUCUUUUCGCUCCUUAUUGGAUCGAUACCGCAAAAGGAACAAUAUUCAACGAAACAAAAAUGGACAACGGUGGAAGAAGAAAAAAAGCUGUCAUACUAACAGUAUACCGACUAGUUGGUAUCACACAGCAUACUAAGAAGGGUCAUAUCGCCCGAGCAACUUUAGAAGCAGUGUGUUUUCAAACCAAGGCCGUCUUGGAUGCUAUGGAACGUGAUAGCGGACAAAAGCUUGCUGAGCUGAGGGUGGACGGCGGCCUAAGUACUUCCAACGUCUGCAUGCAACUGCAGUCACAAGCUGAUAUCAUUCGCAUACCUGUAAAACGCCCAGCAAUGCACGAAGUAACAGCGCUGGGAGCGGCAAUUGCCGCUGGGAUCGCCAUCAAGAUCUGGGAAGGCCCCCGAAACCUGGACGGCCUCAAACAAUCAGACAAGACGGUGUUCGAACCAAAGCUCCCUGAAGAAGAAAGCAAUCGAAUUUAUAAAAAGUGGUCCAAGGCUGUCGAGAUGUCCCGAGGCUGGAUGGACAGCAGUGACUGA
Messenger RNA from Trichophyton verrucosum HKI 0517, 1755 nucleotides. RefSeq lists its product as uncharacterized. Gene Ontology annotation, biological process: glycerol metabolic process; glycerol-3-phosphate biosynthetic process; triglyceride metabolic process. Gene Ontology annotation, cellular component: mitochondrion. Gene Ontology annotation, molecular function: glycerol kinase activity. The transcript is spliced from 4 exons. Lineage: Eukaryota; Fungi; Ascomycota; Eurotiomycetes; Onygenales; Arthrodermataceae. Bases 1 to 1755 code for a protein of 584 amino acids. The record is from RefSeq and is a predicted model, not a curated record.